AUGGUAUACUUAGAGUCGCUCACAAAAAACCCUAACACAGAAGAUAUAGAAGAUGCGCUACUUGAGCUCGAUGAAAAAAGCCUCCUAAUGUUAGACAAUGUCAUGAUAGUUGUCAAAUAUAUCAUUCCAGUUCACCCAUCAUUAUCCGAAAGCAGCCAGAAAACUCUCUUUGGCUUAUUCUCAAGAUCAUUUAAACUUCUAACGCAUACUUUGAACUUCAUAAACCUCAUGAAAAGUUCACCAGAGGCCAAAAUCUAUAGGCAAUUUUUGAUUGAAGUAUUAGCCACUGAGCCAUCCUGCCUAAGUAAUUAUAUUCUGUCAUCCAACAGCAAUUUGGAACUGAAGCUAAUACGAUCAUACUUCUUUGGAAGCAAAAUUUUGAAUGCGGUUUCAGAUACUAUAGAUAUCAUGGAGUAUUUGCGGCUUAUCAAAUAUCAAAUUCUGUUUAUUAUGGACCACGAUGAUGUUUCCAACGCAAGGAUUUACGCAGAUUUGUUCAGCUCCCUUCUUUCGUUGCACCCAGUCUUUGCACGCGAUCUCAUAUUUGGAGACUUGAUCUUUUCAUCCCCAACACUCUUCUCUAAAUUCAAGUGCUUGUUCGUUAGUGGUUCAGUAAGCUCCCAACACCGAAUUGCAGAUAAUCUACUUCUUUAUUUUGACAAAACAACUAAUAAAUCCAACGUCAAUUCAGCAGUUUAUGUGAUGAAACAGAUCGAUGUUAGCAGGGUUGGACAAAGCGUUCUACUAGAUUUGAAUAACCUGUAUUUGAAGGCCGCUGUGAUCGUUUGUAUUUCAAAGGACUCUCUUAUUGAGUUAUAUGACACCUUGAUCGCUUAUUUUUCCAUGCAAAAUCAUAAUUUUGACGAUAAAACUGUUUGCGAGCUAUUGGUUAUUGUCCUGAGAGAGUUAGAUAGUGAUCAGAAACGAAAGCUGGCGCAUCAGUCUCUUUUUCUGGAUGCUGUCACCAGCAGACUUGCGUCCGAGGAUUUGGAAGUCAGGGAACGUACAAUGUACAUUGGUAAGCUUAUCACGGAAGGAGGACUAAAAUAUGAUAGCACUUUCAAAAUUGACGUACCGAAGAUUAAAAUCCCACAAGAUGAGCCGACAGAUUUGAAAUCUUUACAGGUAUUAUCAGCGGAAUUAUCCGAGAGUACCUCCUCUGAGAGUACCUCCUCUGAGAUUUUCUCGACAUCGAUAAGCACCUUGUCUUUACAUGACAAACGUGAAGAUCAUAGAAGAAGCAUUGUAUUCUUGAAGGACUUAGUCAAAGAGUUUGAAGAUAAUGAAAAAGGUCAUCAGGAACAAGUUCAUCUUUUAAUGGACACGGUUAAGCUUGUGCGUCAGAAAAAAGACUUCGCCGCUGAAAUAAAGUACUACAGCUCCCCAUUGUUGACAUCAGUAGCUCAUUUGAGCAACAAUAUGGAUGAAGAUCAUUUUGAAGAAUGGAAAAUUAAUGCUCUUGUUAGUAUUUUAUCCACCGUUCCAGAGAAAGUCACAGAUUUAAUCAAAAUUCUAUUUAUGGGUGAUAUAUCAUUGCAGCAAAGAAUGUGUAUUCUCUCAGCAUUGGGCUUGGCAGCGAGGGAAUUGAGAGGAUUAGACGAUAGCGUCAUUUUGAAACCUCAAUCGGAUUUUCCUACCAAGAGGCUACCGUGGGAUGAGGCUGCAGGCGCCAAAACCGCGAAGUCUGAUCUCAUUGAGCAGCAAGCUGAAGAUACAUAUCUUAAUGAAGGUCGCGUAGUUUGGAAGUCUCGAAAGCUAAACAAAUCCAAAAGAGCGCCAAAUGAAAACCGAUUUAUGAAGCAUGCCGCACUCUUUUUCUUUCCUUUGGCUCACGGUUGGAUGAACGGAAUUGAGAUGGGCACUUACGACCACCUAUUCAAGAAACAUUAUUUAUCUACCCUGCGGAUUAUAAUUUCUGCAGCAUUUCCCCAUCCCGAAUUUAAUUCUAUGAGUGAUUUCAUGGGAAAGGUUGCAGAAGACGCUUCUAAGCAAGGCAUUGAAUUAUAA
Lachancea fermentati is the source of this 2007-nucleotide messenger RNA. Lineage: Eukaryota; Fungi; Ascomycota; Saccharomycetes; Saccharomycetales; Saccharomycetaceae. The record is from the annotation of a GenBank genome assembly.